GAGGAGCCUGCUAAGUUUGCUAGCAAGGAGGAGCUCAGGUUCUCAUGGCGCUGGGUUCCUGUCCUGAGAACAUCGCGAGUCUGAGUGCUCGGACCACUCACCCAGGUCCCCAACUCCCGCUGGGAAAGAGACACCCGUCCAUUUGCAUCUGCAGACGGUCAGGGUUGGCUGGGAAGGGAACGCUCUGGCAAACGGGUACCGAGCCUUCCCAGCCACUAGCAUCUGGGCUGUCUUCCCGAGUCAUCGCUGCGACUCUGCAGACGUUCUCACUGAGCCACAGAGGCCUCGAUCGCUGUCUUUCUGUUUCCGUAGGUGAUUCAUUUGGAGAAAAUCACGAGUGAAAUGGGUGCAGCCUCCCAGGCGAAUGUCCGUCUCGCGUCUCUGAAAAAGACACUGGCCACCACUCUGUCCCCCCGCGUCCUGCUGCCGGCCAUCAACAAAACCUACAAGCACACCCAGAAGGACUGGAGGAACCACAUGGGUCCGUUUAUGAGCAUCUUGCAAGAGCACAUCGGGGUCAUGAAGAAGGAAGAGCUCACCUCCCAUCAGUCUCAGCUCACCACGUUUUUCCUGGAGGCCCUGGACUUCCGGGCACAGCACCCUGAGAAUGAUCUGGAAGAAGUUGGAAAAACAGAAAACCAUAUCAUCGACUGCCUGGUAGCUAUGGUUGUCAAACUUUCCGAAGUCACAUUCAGACCUCUGUUUUUCAAGCUGUUUGAUUGGGCCAAGACAGAGGACGCCCCAAAGGACAGACUGUUGACGUUUUACAACUUGGCGGAUUGCAUUGCCGCAAAACUGAAAGGGCUCUUUACUCUGUUCGCCGGCCACUUGGUGAAGCCUUUUGCUGACACCUUGAACCAGGUGAACAUCUCCAAAACAGAUGAAGCGUUUUUUGACUCUGAAAAUGACCCUGAAAAGUGCUGCUUGCUCUUACAGUUUAUCUUGAGCUGUUUACAUAAAAUCUUCCUUUUUGACACCCAGCACUUUCUAAGUAAAGAGAGAGCAGAAGCCUUGAUGAUGCCUCUGGUGGACCAGGUAACCAAGUCAGACCAUCUUUUAACUUCUCAUUUUUUUGUGGAUUUAACUUAUCUUCAUUGGUGGUUUUACUGAGCUCUGCUUUUGAAUUUUUCACAUGAAA
Molecule: messenger RNA, 1138 nt
Organism: Myotis brandtii (Brandt's bat)
Lineage: Eukaryota; Metazoa; Chordata; Mammalia; Chiroptera; Vespertilionidae
Product: HEAT repeat-containing protein 1
Exons: 5
Coding region: 343-1110 (255 amino acids)
Biological process (GO): maturation of SSU-rRNA from tricistronic rRNA transcript (SSU-rRNA, 5.8S rRNA, LSU-rRNA); positive regulation of transcription by RNA polymerase I
Cellular component (GO): small-subunit processome; t-UTP complex; 90S preribosome
Molecular function (GO): snoRNA binding
Source: RefSeq, a predicted model, not a curated record